CUUCGCUCAAGUUCUCUUAUCUUUUUCUCUCGUGAGAAAAUAAAAAAUAUGCAAAGUACAGUAAGGUUUUCGAGCUGCCGAGGCGUGGCGUUUGAGAUCAAACGUCAUGAAGAUCCCUUUGCCAUUAAAACACUCCCCGUCGAAGAGGCCCCCAGCAACUCAUUAUUAUUUUGGCUAGGCUCUUCCAAAGUGUUCCCAUCUCUCAUUAGCAGGUCAAUAAGUAAAACCAGUAGCCACUUUUGUGACCUUGACCUCAACGAAGACGAACUGGAUAUUGAUUUGGAGAUUGUGCCUGAAGAGAACGACGAGGAGAAACAGAAGCAAAGCCCACUUCCACUUCUGGGUAAUAGUAAGCCUGAACAACCAUCAAAGCCUGCCCAAAAGAACGGUUCAAGGCUUUCGAUUAUACUUCUCGAUCAAGGGUUGUUCACUGUGUACAAGCGACUCUUUGCGGUUUGCUUGGCUCUGAACAUUGCUGGUUUGGUUCUUGCAGCCACUGGGAAUUUCCCUUAUGCAAGGAGCAGGGCUGCGCUCGUCUCCAUUGCAAACAUACUUGCCUUAAUACUCUGCCGGAGCGAGGCCUUCCUGCGUGUCAUUUUCUGGCUCGCGGUUAAGAUAUUUGGGAGGUCAUGGAUCCCUCUGUUUCUCAAGACUGCCAUUACAUCUCUUCUACAAAGUCUUGGUGGGAUACAUAGCGGCUGCGGUGUCUCUUCGAUUGCAUGGCUCACAUAUGCCUUAGUCCUCACUCUCAAAGACAGAGAAAACACUUCACCUGAGAUCAUAGGUGUAGCCUCCACCAUUCUGGGCCUGCUGUGCUUGUCUUGUCUGGCAGCAUUCCCUCUCGUCCGUCAUCUCCACCACAAUGUGUUCGAAAGAACCCAUCGCUUUGCUGGGUGGACUGCUCUUGUUUUCCUCUGGGCCUUUGUUAUCCUUAAAAUCUCUUAUGAUCCAGAAACCAAAUCUUACAAGAAUGAUCUUGGCUCAAGGCUGAUAAAACAGCAAGAGUUCUGGUUCACAGUGGCCACCACGUUGCUAAUCAUUUUGCCAUGGCUAACCGUGAGAAGAGUAGCCGUUAGUGUCUCUGCGCCGUCAGGCCAUGCCUCAAUCAUCAAGUUUGAGGGCGGAGUGAAAGCUGGCAUAUUGGGUCGGAUUAGUCCGUCCCCUUUAUCUGAAUGGCACGCUUUCGGCAUCAUUUCUGAUGACAAGGAGCACAUGAUGCUAGCAGGUGCUGUUGGGGAUUUCACCAAGUCCUUGGUCUCGAACCCUCCAAGCCAUUUGUGGGUUCGACAGGUGCACUUCGCGGGCCUGCCUUACCUCGUUAACAUGUAUGAGAGGGUUGUGUUGGUGGCAACCGGUUCAGGGAUUUGCGUCUUUCUAUCAUUCCUGUUGCAGAAAAGUUCAGCUGAUGUGUGCUUGGUUUGGGUGGCAAAGGGAAUUGAGCAAAACUUUGGAAAGGAAAUCAAAGAGAUGGUAAGUGGAUGGCCGAAAGAGAAGGUGAUUGUCCAUGACACCGCCGUGCUGGGACGUCCCAAUGUGUCUCAAAUGAGCAUUGAAGCUGCUAGAAAUUGGAGAGCAGAAGUAGUCAUCGUAACCAGCAAUCCAGAAGGAAGUAGGGAUGUUGUCAACGCAUGCAAAGCCGAAGGAAUUCCUGCCUUUGGUCCGAUAUGGGAUUCGUAAGUCCGCCCGCAGUCCCGCAACGUACGCUAAAGAAUGUUUAAAAAAAAAAAAAAAAAAAACCUUCUUUUUCUAGUAGAAUAGAUGGUAAAGCCACAAAGUCAAUCUUAUAGUAUUUAUUAUGGUCUAAAUCAAUAUUUCAAAAAAUUUCGAUCGAGUAAUCAAUAAAUUUUUAUGUAUUUUUUGUGCACUCCACUGAUAUGAUUGGCUAUAUCAAUUCUCUUUUAAUACAUAACCAAUCAUAUCACUUGAAUGCACAAGAGAAUACACAAAAAUGAAUGCACAUAAAAUUUUUAUA
Messenger RNA from Carya illinoinensis, 1972 nucleotides. RefSeq names its product adenylate-forming reductase 03009. The record is from RefSeq and is a predicted model, not a curated record. The coding region runs from base 49 to 1677 and encodes 542 amino acids. The transcript has a single exon. Lineage: Eukaryota; Viridiplantae; Streptophyta; Magnoliopsida; Fagales; Juglandaceae.